GGGUCAUCAAGCUGUUCGUAAGUUUAAAACGACUGAUCAUCCUUUUUAAAUGGUGUCACUGUCCUUCCAUAGUUGAGUGAUUUGGUGAUAAAUGCCAGCUCUAUUCAAGAAGGGGCCUGAUUUUUUUUAACCUUGUCAAAAAAGGUAAAAAUUCCUUAAAUGAAACCAUGUUAUCAGGCUAAGAAUCUUUCCAUUCAGUGAUGAUUAUCACAAACCUGUCUCUUCACUACAUUGGUUGAUCCUGUUUACCAGAGAAAAUGAAUUCGAACAAAUCCCUUUUCUCAUUUAGGCCUACAGACUCACUUUUCAUAUAGGCCUAUAUAUUUCAUUCGUGUUUGCCAUAAUGUUUCACUUUUAAUCUGAAUUAUGCAAAGAAUUGCAACAUCAAAUACUAGUACAAUAUUUAAACGACCAAUCUUUGGAAAUGGGCGAUAAUUGAAAUAAAGGGAAUAAUCAGGGUUUGUAAAAGAAAGUGAAUAUAGCCUAUAAUUUUACGACAGUAAGUAGUAAUGUGAGCAACUUUAACUCUUUCUAAUUAAUCUAGAAAGGCGACAGAUCCAGUGGUUGGUUGUGGAUCAAAACUGAAAGUUGACAGUCGAGAUAUCUAACGACGCGAAUGACAAAACAAGAAUGGACAUUGUUAUGUGCUUUAUCUUGUCAUACUCGUGAAUAUCACCAAGCUCAUAUCCAUAUUCAAUACGGAAAGAAAGGGAACUUAUACUAUGGUACUAUCGCACGAUAUGAAUUCAUGGAAGUUGGCCAAGACAAUUUAUAUCUACCAAGUUCAGCCUGUUGUGAUUUUCGGAUACAGACAUUAAACUGGUCUUAAUUCGUUUUAAAAAGACAUUUCUGUUUAGUUAUUUUACAUUGAGAUGAAUUUCUCUUGAUUCAUAGCAGUCACAAGGAGUCUAUCCGAUUUGAAUUGAGAAUGGACGAGGAGGGGGCGAAAAUUGUACUUCUAGGGGAGCUGAACGUUGGGAAAUCAAGCAUCGCCGGCAGAUUUCAAAGUGAUCAAUUUAAUGAGAGAUACCAGGCCACUAUAGGUGCAACAUUUACGACAAAACACAUCACUGAUGGAGACAGAGAAUACACAUUCUUCAUAUGGGACACAGCAGGAAAAGAAAGGUUCAGAGCACUUGCUCCUCUCUACUACCGAGGAGCCUCGGCAGCCAUCUUAGUUUAUGAUAUUACGAGUAAGAAUUCGUUUGACUGCAUCCCCUACUGGAUUUCGGAACUAAAGAAACACGGUCCACCCGACAUCAUCAUCGUCCUCGUCGGAAACAAGUGCGACUGCAGCGACGAUGUCCGACAAAUCCCGAAAAGGUUUUCGGCGAGCUAUGCUACCGAGAAAGGAAUUUCUUUCUUCGAAACAAGUGCAAGAACCGGGGAAAAUGUGGUGGAAAUACUUUUGGAAAUCGGUCGACGGCUGCCAGAUAACCUUGUCUAUAUCAAAACAGAGACUACUAGUUUAUUCUGGGGCUCAAGAUCAAAAUCAAGAAGAGCUGAUCAGUUACCCCAGUCAAGCUGCUGUCUCUGUUCGUGUUUCGUCUAAACGUUAAAUUGGAAAUUAUAGUGGACAUCUGCCGUUUUUUAUUCAGUGCGUCAACCAUAAUAAGAUUACGUUUGUGACUGCAUAUUUUGUGAAAUUUCAAAAUUUCAUUGUACAAAGGGGACGGAAGAUAAUAUGUUUAUAUCAGUUUCUGUUUCAAAGAAAUUGAUAAAUCUUGUCAAAAUUAAAAAACAAACUUUGUAGUUUUGAUAGAAUUCUUUUAAGUGCCCCUAUAAUCAAAAGGCAUUAUAUUCGAGCUUGAGUGCAUUGUUU
Messenger RNA from Lytechinus variegatus (green sea urchin), 1822 nucleotides. RefSeq names its product ras-related protein Rab-22A-like. The transcript has 6 exons. Lineage: Eukaryota; Metazoa; Echinodermata; Echinoidea; Temnopleuroida; Toxopneustidae. The record is from RefSeq and is a predicted model, not a curated record. Gene Ontology annotation, molecular function: GTPase activity; GTP binding. The coding region runs from base 929 to 1552 and encodes 207 amino acids.